This is a messenger RNA of Trichoderma aggressivum f. europaeum, 1629 nucleotides long. RefSeq lists its product as uncharacterized. The record is from RefSeq and is a predicted model, not a curated record. Lineage: Eukaryota; Fungi; Ascomycota; Sordariomycetes; Hypocreales; Hypocreaceae. The coding region runs from base 1 to 1629 and encodes 542 amino acids. The transcript is spliced from 3 exons.
AUGGACCCCGAUCGAGACCGUCGACAGGAAUUGGCAGCAUCCAAUCCGCAUGCAGUGCCAAACCAUGCCAUGCCAUGCCAUGCUGGUGAUACCCCAAAGACCCUCCGCCUCACUGCUGAUCGAGGGUGGAUGUGGAUGGGCCAAGAUCUUCCGUUGCGGGCCAGUGAUUUGCCUGGCCAGAUGCCCCAUCCCGCAAUCGUCUUGCCACCCGCUGCGGUGCUGGCGAGAGAGGUUUUUCGCAUCGGCGUCAAGUCAGGGUCAGGGUCAGGCCAUGAUGCCCCGAUUCCCCCGCCUUGGCUUGCGACUACUAUCCGCACCCGCAAGCGACCACCAAGAUGUGCCCAUGAAGCCCACGGCCUGGUCGACCACAUGAUCGCUGCUGUGAUACGCAGACGUCUGUGUUUCCAAGGCAAGAAGAGGCAGUGGCACAUGGCCAUCCCGUCGACUAGCACAUUCGCCUCCCAGGGGAAGAAGAAAAACUCUGCUGGACGGGCUUGGUUGACUUGGUUGCAUGGGUCCCGCGCCCGGAACCAAGUUUGCGCUCUGCUCUGCUGGACCGCCGUCACACCACACCAAACACACCCCUCCCUCACCCCCGAAGUCGCCCAUUUUUUUCGGCGAUUCCUGGCCUCGGUCCGCACCAGUACCAGCACCAGCAACCACACACGCAACACUCACCCCAACUCUCUCUCGACUCAAACCCUCACCAACGCCCCCGACGACUCGGCCGAUUUCCCUGGCCAUUCUAUAUACUUGAACUCUGAGAUAAUGGUUCAACUACUUGCGUCCCCGGCUUUGUCUCCGAGCGGCAAUGCCAUGCUCGAGGCGAGCAUCGACAGAUCUGAAAACAUGGUCUCAUCGAGGGAGGAGCACGCCCAGAGAGCACGAGAGCUCAUGGUCAAGAGGGGCAUGAUGAGGGCGCCCAGGCGGGGAUUCUCCCUGACCGACCACCAGGCCCAGAAUGACGGGCCGCAUCACUUCCACGCCGCCGUGCCUUCGGUUGAUCGCAUCCCGGAGCACGCGGCCGUGCCCGCUCAGCCCGUAUCAAAGCACAUGCCGCCUCCCCAGCGGCCCAAGCUGCCUCCCCCUCGCCGUUCGUACUCUGUGACGGACAAGGAGCCCGAGCCGGCCAACCAGCCGCGACCAUCUUCACGCCUCACCCUGCUCGACCUCCCCUCGGAGCUGCACUACGCCAUCUUCGACUUCCUCGACCCCAUCGACGGCGCGUGCUUCGGCCUGACGCACUCCAAGCUGUACGACAUCCACCGCCGCAAGAACGGCAUCGUCCCGCUGUCCAGCCGGUACUCGGGCCCCAACGACAUCGAGUGGGCGUGGCGCGGCGCCGGACCCCUCGUGCACCCUCACUCAUCAAAGGCCGAGGCCAGCGACAACAACGAGCUGGAGCGCCUCCGCGUCAAGGGCCAGGUCUACUGUCGCAAGUGCGGCAUCUCGCGCUGCGAACUCCACAGGCACCUCAAGGACUGGUUCGGCAAGGGCUACGAGUACUGCGAGAUCAAGGAGAUGUACGGCCCGCCCGCCGGGCCCAACGCCAGGGGAUACUGCUUUAUGAAAUCCCCAAAGAAGCCUCAUUCGUGUGGACGCCACGGGGCGAAGAAGGCAACUGCAUAG